Messenger RNA from Epinephelus lanceolatus (giant grouper), 1217 nucleotides. RefSeq names its product regulator of G-protein signaling 5. NCBI's taxonomy places the organism in Eukaryota, Metazoa, Chordata, Actinopteri, Perciformes, Serranidae. The record is from RefSeq and is a predicted model, not a curated record.
AACUCAGAGUAAACACUGUGCUCAAACACAGCCUGGUCUGUUCGUUUGACCUCUGCAAGUUUUUAUCAAACGACACACCUCAAUGUGUAAGGGGCUCUCCUCUCUGCCCACGUCAUGCCUGGAGAAGGCAAAAGUGAUGAGGGUGAAGUUGAGCCAUCUGGCUGAGACUCACCACAAGCACAAGGUUCAGGAGGGAAAGGCUCCUCAUGACCUGGAAACUCUGCUUAACAGCAAAAGCGGUCUGCAGGCAUUUCGCAGCUUCCUGUGCUCAGAGUUCAGUGAGGAGAACCUUGAGUUCUGGCUGGCCUGUGAGGACUACAGGGUCUCUCCUUCAAACCUGCAGAAGACCAAGUCCAGCAUCAUCUACAGCCAGUUUAUCACCCCUGAAGCUCCACAGGAGGUAAACUUGGACGCUGAAACCCGGGAGGCUUUGUUGAGUGUGACGAACUCUCCAUGUGCCGACACAUUCGACAGGGCACAGCAGAGAAUCUACAGUUUGAUGGCGAAGGACUCCUUCCCGCGGUUCCUGCGCUCCCCUCACUGCAUGGAGGCCAUCAAAGCUUUCUAAACAUGCUGUUCAUUAACACAGACCUGCUUUAGAAACAAGUGCUGGUGAAUCUGUACUGCUUGAAAUGGUGAUUGGCAAUUAUUUUAACAAAUAUCUUGUUUAGUGAUUGUUUUCCAUGUGCUGUCCUUGCGCACUGUUUGCAUAAUGCAUGCUGUUAUUGUCAGGACACUGAGUUGUAGACAUAGUUAAAAAGUCUCACAUAGACACCUUAAUUAUGAAACCUAAAUGUAGAGAGACUGCAUAAGCUACAAGUGACACCCACUCAAGAUUUAAAUAAAUACCUCAUAGAAGACAACUCAAUAUGUUGCAUUUAAUGGCAUCGGUAUCAAUAAGCUCUAUUUAUUUCAUGUUCUGGCAUGAGCUGCUUUAGACUGAAUGUUGACAUCAGAGCAUUGCUCCGCCUUAUCACUGGCUGGUUUGCUAUCAGUGCUGGUGUGUGGCUGGAUUAGCGGCCUUGAGUAAAUUCUCGCCCACUUCUGUAGCUGAUGGUGUUUAUUCAAGAGAACCUUGAGCAUGCUUCACCUGGCUUCACCUUGGCUUCUUAAUCCAAAGUCAGAGCAGGGCACAAUGGUGCAUCACUGUGGUAAUGUUCAGUCAUUGGUGUAACGUAACUAUGUACAUUUACUCAAGUAAAUCCAAGGUAUUUGAA